CGGCCGAUAUUUUCGGCUGCCGGAAUUUAGGUGCACCCCUAAUUACAUCCCAUGCUCGCGCAUUGCUGCGGAUUUUCCGUGCAGCAUCCAGACAGAAGACCUCCAGCAUACCAGGCCUGUGUGAACAGAAGUGUUCUGCUGUUAGUCGCUUCAGCCAGUUCUCUGAGGGCUCCGUGUUUUAUAGGUGCGGUAUGUGGAUCUGCCUUUCAGGCUAGCUGUUCAGGUAUGGAAGCUGAGGAGACGAUGGGCUGCAUUCAGGAAUUUCCGGACCACUAUAAAGUGAUGAUGGACCGGUUAAACGAGCAGCGGGAACUGGACCAGUUUACUGACAUCACGCUGAUUGUGGAUGGACACCAAUUCAAAGCCCACAAAGCCGUCCUUGCCGCCUGCAGCCAUUUUUUCUACCAAUUCUUUAAGGAUUUUACAGAAGAGCCAUUAGUGGAAAUAGAAGGUGUGAGUAAUGUUGCCUUCCGACAUCUAAUAGAAUUCACGUAUACUGCAAAACUAAUGCUACAAGGGGAAGAGGAGGCCAGCGAUAUAUACAAGGCAGCCGAGUACCUCCAGAUGCACGAGGCCAUCAAAGCACUUGAGUUCAGGAACAAAGAGACCAUUGUGAUCGAAGAAAAGCCACAAGAUGAAGGAGAUUUAAAAAAAUGGAAGAUUUCUGACACCAACAGUGUCAUCACAGAGUCUAUGACGAAUUCCGAUGACGAAGGUGAACCAGUGGAGAUUGAAGUUGAAAUAACCGAAGGAACAAUUGAACUGGAGGAAAACCUGGAGACCCUGGAAGCAGUGACGUCACCCGAACAGUCAGUGAAAUACAUUCAGAGUACAGGCACGUCAGAUGACUCGGCCCUAGCACUUCUAGCGGACAUUACCAGCAAAUACCGCCAAGGAGAAAGAAAAAGGCAGCUGCAGGAAGACAGCGCCAAUGAAAGCGAUGCUGCAGGCAAUCAGGUAGAAGGCAUUGAAAUUAUGGAGGUUCAUCUGUCACAUGUCAACAGCAUGUUCCCUUGUCAGAAAUGUAACCGUUCAUUUAAAUUGUUUUACCAUUUAAAGGAACACAUGAAAUCACACUCCGCCGACAAUUAUAAGUGUGAAAUAUGCAAUAAAAGCUACGUACGCGAGAUUGCGUGGAAGCAACACCUCACCUGCUAUCACCUAGAAGAAAGCGGCGCCUGCAGGAGGCCGAGGCCGGGCAAAAAAAUCCACGUUUGUCAGUACUGCGAUAAACAGUUUGAUCACUUUGGACAUUUUAAAGAACACCUAAGAAAGCAUACAGGUGAAAAACCCUUUCAAUGUCCUAACUGUCAUGAACAUUUUGCUAGGAACAGCACACUCAAAUGUCACUUAACAGCCUGUCAGCAUGGUGUUGGUGCGAAGAAGGGGAGGAAGAAACUAUAUGAAUGUCAGGUUUGCGAUAGCGUCUUUAAUUGCUGGGACCAGUUUAAAGACCACCUAGUUCUUCACACUGGCGACAAACCCAACCAUUGCACGCUGUGUGACAUGUGGUUUAUGCAAGGCAGCGAGCUACGGAGACAUCUCCGUGAUACUCACAACAUCGCUGAGAGAAUAGUGACUGAGGUCGUCCUUCCCUCCGAACAAACCGAAACAGAGGCAGGAUCCUCGAUGGCAUUUGUGGAGCAGGUGGAACAAGUCCAUGUGGUGCCGGUGGAUCAAGUCAUUCAAGUUCAAGUUGAUCCACCUCAACUAACUGUUGGUCACUUGCACCAGGAUCUUCUAGAAGUGAACCAAGUGAAAGGUGCCCACAUACUGGAUCUCCAGGCGCAGGUUCAUAUGGGUCACAUAGAGGUCGAGCAUCUUCAGAUAGACCCAGGAACUGAGGUUCACGUUGAGGAAGUGCACGUUGAACAUGUUAAUCAGAUAGACAUGGAAGAGGUGGAGGCACAACUUCUGGAUGAGUCCAGUAUUCAACAUAUUGAACAUACUAUUGAGGACCAAUCCUGCCAGGCAGAGGUUGCCGGAUAUCAUCAAAUCGUCCACACAGGGGCCGACAACAUACAGAUAAGACAGAUUGAGAUGACACAUAUAGAAGCUGCAGCUGAAUAGGAAGGACAUUACGGUAGAACUCAGAAGGCUGGUUUGUGCUUAGCAGAGGUUUCUACUGCGUUUCGAGGCGUUGUCUAGGGAUGGAAAGACAGACAUGUUUGUUUUCCUCUAGAAAUAGUACCACACCUGUUCACAGGUUGUAAGUGGUAUUACAGUGCAGCCCAGUUCACUUUGAUGCAGGCUUGGCAGUGUUUCAGGACGAAAUUGGCCAUGAUUUUCUAAACCUGGGUGACCCCCUUUAUUGGAAAAUGCCCUCCAUCGUCUGCUCCUCGAGCGCCCUGCGCUAUGUUCCUCUGUUGAAGAAGGGAAUGAUUGUGGUUGUCACACGGAUAUUACCUAACAUAUUACUUCUAAUCAUCCAAAGUAUUUAUCUUCCGCCUAAAGGACUGAUUAUGCGACAUAUGGCAGUGUGUAAGCGGCUUAAAGAAAAACUCCAGUCAGUCGUUUCCUAUAGCACUGAUGUGUUCUUUACCUGUACAUUGUGAAGGCGUUGUGCAGCAGUUACAUAUUAGUCACGCGUCAUAAAUAUCAGAUCAUCCGGGAUCCGACUCCCGACAGUCCUGCUGAUCGGCUGCUUCACAAUUACACUGUGCCGCCUCUGCGAGUGAGACGACACGCAGUGUAGUUCUGAAGCAGAAUCGGUGCUGGCACAAGCUCUGCCUCCUCUUAAAACCGCUGAUCGCCAGGAGUCGAUCCCCCGCCGAUCUGAUAUUGAGGAACCCCUUUAAUUCUCUCUGUUUGCUGCAGUCGUUUCUACAUUGAUAGAUUUAUCUCUAUGACCCGCCUUUCCACACACCAAAAGUGUCAUACGUAAGUUCCACCCAUGGUGGGAAAUACUAAUAAAGGGGGAGACUUAACGAAACUGUCUAAAAGCAAAACUGCCAGUGUUGCCCAUACCCGCCAAUCACAGCGCAGCUUUUAUUUAAUAUUCUGCUCUUGAAAAAUGAAAGCUGCGCUUUGAUUGGUUGCUAUGGACAGCAAAGCGUUUUUCUAGACCAUUUCAUAAAAACUGCCCGCUAUGUAAUAAAGCUAUGUUCUCAUUUUCUUUCAUCAUUGGUAUUCUGCGGGGGAAACCGACGUAACAUCAUGCUUUGACUGGAUUAUUUCUUUAAGCUCAUGUGAUGUGAAAAAUAUUCUCUUGAACUCCUUUGUUAAUAUACAGUGUCUAAUGUAAAGAGAUUAUUGCAAUUUUUUAGGGGGUCUUUUAUAACCAGACUACCAGCUACGCACCUGCAGCACCCACCGCCGCGAUCUUAUCUAGGUGCUCUGCCUAUUGUAUAUUUAAUACACUCUCCGGCUGCCCUGCCAAUUCUAUUCAGUCUUAGACAACCCAUUUAAGAUAGAGAAGCCUGUCAGAUCUUCUUGUCAGCCUUGUCUUCUAUUUUAAAGGGGUUGUCUGAUCGCUGACUCAAUUUAAUGGGGGCUCCCCAGGUUACAGAGCCCCUGUUCUCAUGAUCUGUGGUGGCCUCAGCGGUAGGGGUCCCACUGAUCUGAUAGUUUUCCCUAUCCUGUGGAUAGGGGAUUAUUUGUUAUAACCAGAAUACCCCUUUAAGGUUCUGCACAAUAAAGAAAAAAGACUCCCACCUCUUCUAAGCAGAUCUGUUCCAGCACAGAUGGUCCUGUCUCCGCUGCUUAUGUCCCAUUCGUUGUCACAGGUACCUCUGCAACCAUUCACUGGCCUCAGCGGUGACAUGCCACUUGGUGACGUCACCACUGAAUACAGCGAAUGGCUCCAGUAGGGCGUGUGAUGACGGACGGUACGUCACACUUCUGAGAACCGGAGGCCACAAGGAUUGGACCUUUAACACUGGAACAGAGCUGCUUGAAAGAGGUGAGUGUUUAUAUUUCUUUAAAUUGCACGGAUUCCGUCCCUUAAAGGGGUUGUCCACUUUUUACUAUUGAUGACCUAUCCUCAGGAUAGGUCAUCAGUAUCAGAUCGGUGGGGGUCCGACUCCCAGCACCCUCGCCAAUCAGCUGUUUGAAGAGAACGCA
Bufo gargarizans (Asiatic toad) is the source of this 4062-nucleotide messenger RNA. It is a transcript of the gene ZBTB35, whose product is annotated as zinc finger protein 131. Gene Ontology annotation, cellular component: nucleus. The coding region runs from base 52 to 2070 and encodes 672 amino acids. Gene Ontology annotation, molecular function: RNA polymerase II cis-regulatory region sequence-specific DNA binding; DNA-binding transcription factor activity, RNA polymerase II-specific; protein binding. The transcript is spliced from 7 exons. Gene Ontology annotation, biological process: regulation of transcription by RNA polymerase II. The record is from RefSeq and is a predicted model, not a curated record. NCBI's taxonomy places the organism in Eukaryota, Metazoa, Chordata, Amphibia, Anura, Bufonidae.